GAUUAUUACUAUUCCUCUACUCCUACACAAACAAGGCUGACAGCAUAAAGUCAGCCUUGCUCUUUACUUUUUUCCCCUCUUCCUGUCUUUUUAGCCUUGUCUCUCCUAUCAGCCCUGCUCUUUACUUCUUGCCCCUCUUCCUGUCUUUCUUCGCCUUUUCUUCCUCUAUAUCCUCUACUGAUCUGAUCUUGCUGUUAUCAACAUGUCUUCUGCCUCCCCUCAAGCAGAUAUAGGGAGUCUCUCCCUGGCCAGCCUGGGAGCUUUCUCAACGAUCCUUACAGCGCUCUCCGCCGACGACGUCCAACCCAUCGCCAUGAUCCAGCUCCAGAACCUUGGCGCCGCGUUUCCCCUCAGCGGCCCAGUGACAGUCACAGCCCCAGACUACCUCCAACGCUUUCAAAGCACCAGGAUUGAGCGUCUGGGAAUCGCGGUGGGCUGGCGCAAGGGUGAUUCCGCGUCGCUCAUGGCCCAGUCCACUGGCGGCCAAGCCAUCGCCCUGCUGUCAGUCUGUCUGUCGGAUUUAUUUAACAAAUCGGUUGGAGAUAUCUUCUUCGCGCUCUCAAAGGCGCUGCUGCCCCAAUCCGGGUGUAUCAGCAGCCCUCGCCUUUUGCAACGAGCCGCGCAGGUUCUAGCCGAUAAGUUGGCAGUGAUCGGAUUCGGGAAUAUCAUCGCCAAGCAGGUCUGUCGCAUCCACGAGGUAUACAAACACCUAAAAAACCGAACUCCAAGGUAUCUACUCGGAGAUAUAAGUGCAGACUGGAUGGGAGAAGUGCUUGUCCUCAUCUCUCAUGCCUUACGGGAAGAUAACGGGUUGGUUCGAAUCCGUGGAUGCGAUGGAAUGGGAUAUGUCAUGGCCAUCAUGGUCACACUUUUUGCCGAUGACACCUUGGUAACGAUCGAAGGCUUCGUUGUCCACAAAGGCAGCCGCUCAUCCUCCGUUCUUGUGGAGAUUGUGGAAUCCAUGGCUGACGAUUCCAUUGAGGUCCACAAAAUGCGCCAUGUGGACUCCAUGUAUGACCUCUUUCACGACUCCUCCGCUGUGUCUGCCACACCGAGUUUGUUCAUUCCAAACUUUGCAUGGAAAGAACUGAUACCAUCACUACUAGCCAUUGGUUACAUGUGGUGUGGCCUAGCAAGCUCACCAGAGGUGCUUAGAGCUAUUGGAGUGUGUGCCCUAUCUGCUGUAGAUCAGACUGAUAUUAUUACUUCCAGCAAGCAGGGUGAGGUGCAGCUUCCUGUCACGGAGCUUCUUGGUGAGCAGUAUCACACACUUAUGCAUCAGCGCUGCGAGGUGCUUGUUGGACUAUCACUCCCACAGACGUGGCCUUCCUAUUCAGUGGCAUUGAGCCAACUCGACAACCUUAUUAAGCAACGCCUUGAAGAUUCUGGACAUGAUUUCGAUGAUAUCACUAGCGUCAUGGAAAGCGGAAAACUCCUUAAAAUCAUUUGGCUAAUGUUUGUGAUGCUCUUUGUGAAUGCCCAUCCAAACACAACUUGGAAAUAUGCCUAUUCCCAAAAUGAAAUGGAUCGACCAAGAGAUUGGGGAGAUGCAGUGACGAGCAGAUUCGAGAUUGAACCCCAUUCGAUUUGGACACGGCUCCAUCCUCGCUGGGAAAGGCGGACAGUGGCCAGUUCGGAUCGGAAGGCCACUCUUGUCCCCUCACCAUGUUUCACCUUGUGGGAGAAUGAGAAUAUCUGUCAAUACCGGGGGCUGGAGCUUCUUGACGGGCCUCUCAUGUAUAAUGGACGUUACCACGACUCCCUCACGGAUGAAAAUGACUUUCAAGGAGUGAACAACAUGUUCCUUCCACACCCACUCCAUCCCUCUGGCCCGAUCGUACCCUGCGCUGACGGGGUGCAUUCUGAUCUCUCCUUACUCGUUUCAGAGAGAUCUGACGGAUUGUCUCUACGAGCCAUAGCCACCCGGGCUGGCAAGCGUUAUGAUGUCGGCUUUGCAGGUUGCUUGACCAACCUUUUCGAAGUUUUGAAAGCCAAGCCUUGUGCACAUCCACGGAAUACACCUCUCAAACGAGAGUACGAGUCGGAGGUGAUCAUAAGGAACAUGGGAGACAAGGUGGCUUUUAACACUAGAGGUGACCGCAUUGCCAUUUCCCAAACAGCAGGGAAUCCGGUUGCUCAGUUCCUCUGCUUGGCUGGCGAACCGGCUCUCCUCUGCUAUAAAUGCUGCCUCAACUGUGCAUAUGAGCAGGCUCGUACCAAGAAUGUGGAUCAUAUUCUUGUUGGAUGACAGAAUAUCACCAUGAUUUAUGUGAUGUGGGA
Molecule: messenger RNA, 2280 nt
Organism: Penicilliopsis zonata CBS 506.65
Lineage: Eukaryota; Fungi; Ascomycota; Eurotiomycetes; Eurotiales; Aspergillaceae
Exons: 1
Coding region: 203-2248 (681 amino acids)
Source: RefSeq, a predicted model, not a curated record